GUCUUGUGCAGAAGUCGGGGUUCCCGUGGACCUGGCAACCCUGCUGCUGUUAGCCGUUAGCUACAUUAGCACGCCCACUGCACCGCUCACAUGAACGCGCAGUCUCACCAACUCGCACUAUAAACCCGUUUACUGAAUAAAGGAGGAGAAGACGCUGCUCAGGUCGUGUUACUGAUCAUGGAUUAUGGGAGGCGGAGCGUACGCUGCGACCGUACGGGACGUGCGGAAAACAAGGAUCACGACUAUAGAGACGUGGACUACCGCGGGUACCCGAUUGAUGGCGAGGGUUUAGGUAAAGACAGGCAGCACGGACACGGAGAGUUUGAUGACAGCCGGUUCAGAGGAAGAGGAAACCGAGACGGCGGAGACGGACCGCGGCGAGGGAGCGGCUUCUCGAAUUCCCACGCACACUUCGAGCAGGAGGAGAGAGACUUCCGGCCGGAGGAUGAGCACGAUGUCCACACGCGGGACUACGAGCGCUACAGACGCAGAACAGAAGACUGGAGGAGAGACGGAGGACAAGUGGAGGAGGAGAAAUAUUCCAGAAAUGUCCGAUCAAGAAGGGGCGGAUGGAGGGACGAGGACGGAGAGAUGAAUUACAGGGCGGAGUCGGGCGUAGAGGACGCCGAGCUGCGUGAUCAGGAUUACAGAGCCGAAGACCAGAAACCCAGCAACAUCAUCAUGCUGAGGAUGCUCCCACCCGAUGCCACCGCCAACGAGAUUCGAGCCCUGCUCCAGGUUCAGGGGAUUCAGCCACGAGAUGUUCGCCUCAUGAGGAACAAAUCAUCAGGUCAGAGCCGAGGAUUCGCCUUCGUCGAGUUUAAUCACUUGCAGGAGGCCAGCCGCUGGAUGGAGACCAACCAGAGAGUGCUCACUGUUCUGGGACACAGGGUGUCUAUGCACUAUAGUGACCCAAAGCCACGUGCUAACGAGGACUGGCUCUGUAACAAGUGUGGAGUGCAGAACUUCAAGCGAAGGGAGAAAUGUUUCAAAUGUGGAGUUCCAAAAGCAGACGCCGAGCACAAACUGGCCAUGCCACAUAAAGAUUUACCCCCGAGACAGUUAAAGGACUCGUCCCAGGGUUUACUGCCUCUUCCUAGCAUCUAUCAGACAGCCACCCCUCUGCUCAACGUCGCCGCCUCAUCUCAGACCGCAGAGGCAGCAAACGACACCCUAAUCCUCAGGAAUCUUGGUCCUCACACCACGUUGGAAGCCAUUCUGUCAUCUCUGGCGCCAUUCGCCACUCUCUCUUCUUCCAACGUCCGGCUCAUUAAAGACAAACAGACGCAGCUGAAUCGUGGGUUUGCCUUCGUACAGCUCACCACCAUCGUGGAGGCGUCUCAGCUGCUGCAGAUCCUUCAGGCUCUUCAGCCUCCGCUGUCCAUCGAUGGGAAAAAUGUGACUGUUGAGUUCGCCAAGGGCUCAAAACGAGAGGCGAGUGUGACUGACAGCAGUCGUGUGAGUGCAGCUACAGUCGCAAGUACAGCCAUUGCUGCAGCACAGUGGGCGGUUUCCCAGCUUUCUGCAGGAGGAGACGUGAGCUUGUACCAGCAGGGGGCAGCAACAUCAGCGUUCACGCAGCAGAGACCCGAAGGAGUUACUGCAGAAGCAGUUAGCUAUCAAGGGGCCGGGGUGGUUAUAGGGGCAGGCCCUGUGACGAACUCUGCUCCAGGAUUAAUCGGCACAAACGAAGCGGUGGGCGUGACCCCAGCUGCUUUGGUUCCCACGGUAGCCGAAGGUGCUGCCAUCAGUCCCGCACUCACACAGAUACACUCGCAAGUUAUCAGUGCAAGGCCAAACCAGGUUGAGAUCGUUGGAAAGCCUCAGCCUGCUACCCCUGGAACGCAGUAUGAGCGUCAGCAGUACCCUGAUCCUGAUGUGUCUACGUAUCAGUAUGACGAAAGCUCAGGUUAUUACUAUGAUCCUCUGACGGGACUUUACUACGAUCCCAACUCACAGUACUACUACAACUUUCACACUCAGCAGUACAUGUACUGGGACGGAGAAAAACACACCUACAUUUCUGCCCCUAAUGACGGCACUGAUCCUGAUGCCACGGCAGCAAGCUCUGACCUCUCCGCUUUGACAAAGGACAAGAAGGACAAACCCAAAACCAAGACUGCACAGCAGAUCGCCAAGGACAUGGAACGCUGGGCUAAAAGCAUGAACAGGCAGAAGGAGAGUGUUCGCUCGGCAUCCUCCGCUCUCGCCCAGGCUCGACUCGCAGAUGAGCGCCGAGAAUCAGCCAGCGCCGACGCCGGAUACGCCAUUCUGAAGAAGAAGGGCGCUCUGUUGGAGCAGCUGCCGAUUCUGGCGGAGCACAUACAGCAUCUUGAAGAAAGAGAGAGCUCUCCUCUUCUCAGUUCAGCACCAGUGCCCAGAGGAGAGAUGGAUUCACAGGAUGUGGGAGGAGUAGAGAGAGAGGAGAGGAUGACGGACUGGGCGAAACUGGCAUGUUUACUCUGCAGGAGACAGUUUCCCAGUAAAGAGGCUUUAAUCCGACACCAGCAGCUCUCAGAGCUCCACAAGCAAAACCUUGAGCAGAAACGAGCUCGACAGGAGAGUACGGAGAGCCAGAUGAAAUACAGGAGCGACACACCGGAUGCCAAGAAGAGGAAAUACAGCCCCAUGUGAUGUGUAGACACACCGAGUGCACUAACAGAGUCCACAUCAUGUCACACUGAGCCAUAAUUAACACAGAGUGUUAGGAUUGUAUUCAGUACAAUUCUUCCUUCAAUUAUUCCGCACGCUGCAUCUCUCCUAGUGUUAAGUAAUGCCUUCUUCUGUAAUAAGAAUCCACUGAGGAAAAUGUCUUUGACAAAAUCUUCACCACAGUGUGGUGUCUCACAGCCUUUACUUUCAGGAAAAAAUAGCAUAUUGUCAAGAACAAUCAGAAUUGGGUUAUUUUUUUAUUUUUUAUUAUGUUUUUUUAUUUUAAAAGUUAUGUUUACUUUAUAUUUCACUGUCAUGAAUCAUAGUCCUCUCAUGGACAGUGCGUGUUUGUGGAGGAGGUGUAUAUGGAUGUUGUUGAUUCUUGUUGUAAUAAGUGUAAAAUAUUAGACAGCAUAUAAGGGUUUAAUUGUUAUCUUUUUAUAAUGUUUUGUGAGGGACGGCAAAUUAUUCAGGAUUAAAUAAAAAAAAAAAAACAUGUUUUUUUUAUCAUACAGAAAAAAUGUUAAAGCAAUAUUUUACCUGAAUGAUGUCAUUAUCUGUGACUGGAAUUAAAUAACACUGUUAAUGAUUGUUAUAUAGUGUAAACCUGUUAAUUCAGAUUUCUCAAGAUUUGGGGUGUAAAAUUAUCCACAAGGUGUCACUCUGUCAAACACUAGAGACGUUCAAUUUCCGUUCUGUACUCGAUUUUCUUUUUUUUUUUGUGCCUGAUGGCGUUCGCCUGAUGGUGUGUGCAUUGUUGGGGAUUAGUCCUAUAUUUCUCGUUCAAAUCACAAUCACUAGUUUAGCAUGAUUGCCAGUUAGCUAUGUUUUACUGACCAAUCCUUCAAGACAAUUUAAUUGUCCUUGCAUUAUUUUUUAUGAACAUUUAUCUUAGCUAGCGAAACAAUGAAUCCUAGGCAACAUGUUUUGAGUCAAGGGUACAACAAGCUAGUUAGCUAGCUAAAUAAUUUGACCGUAGAAUUAUUCCGGGAUUAAGUCGUGUAUGGUGUGUGUUAAAUCCUGUUGCUACAUAUCAAAAAGUCACAAGCCAACAAGGAAAUGGGAGUGUGUCUGGUUUCUGUCUGAUGGACAUGAUGGGUGGGGAAAAAAAGCGAUGCAUAUACAUUAUCUCUCCAGGGAAAUAUUUAUAUUUUUGUAAGUUAGGAGGCCUUUUAAUGAACUGUUUUAUGAGCAGAGAUUUUAAAAGAAAAGAGCCAAUGCCGUUAGAGUUACGUCACCCCUGUCUUGUUAAUUGUUUGUAAAUGUAAAAUGUUAUAUAAAUGACAAAUAAAGCAUUGGAUAGCAUUGUACACUGCA
Molecule: messenger RNA, 3969 nt
Organism: Clarias gariepinus (North African catfish)
Lineage: Eukaryota; Metazoa; Chordata; Actinopteri; Siluriformes; Clariidae
Gene: rbm10
Product: RNA binding motif protein 10
Exons: 22
Coding region: 178-2634 (818 amino acids)
Biological process (GO): mRNA splicing, via spliceosome
Cellular component (GO): nucleus
Molecular function (GO): RNA binding
Source: RefSeq, a predicted model, not a curated record